GUUUACUGCAUAGACAUAAUAUAAGGGUAGACGCCGCAUUGGCCGCUCCGGCGCAGGAAAUACGGCGGCCAUCUUAGAGCGGUAUACCCUCGUACUUUGCUGAACCAAAACAACAGAAGAUGCCUCAGUUCUGCUCGGCUUAUUCGUGUUUAAAUCUACGAACUGUUGAUGUCAGGGACCGGGGGAUAACUUUUCACAAGUAAGAAUGACAUAUUAUUGUUAGUAUGUUGUGAAUGUAAUAUUACUGUACUGUAUUUAUGCCCACCAGCGAAAUGACAGCAAAUGUUAGCUAUCGGUCUUCAGCCGGAGAUUUGAUGACAGGAAUAUGUUUCAAACAGGCCUACUCACAAUUUCAGUAGCUUUGUUUAAUUAUCAUUAUCAACAAAUUUUAAUCAAAUUUGGAGUUUUAUGUUCUUUAAAAUAUGAAGAUCAAAAAUAGUGAGUGUAACGUUUUUCUGAAUGCUCAGAUCCCCGAUGCUUCUUGGUAUGUAUUACACAACAUAUAUUUUGUGCAGAAAUCAUAUUUUAUGUACAUUAUGUUGCUAUGAUUGUGUAUGUAUGUGAUUGUGUGUUUGGUGAUGGUCAGAGUGAAUGUCAGUGCAGAAUGGCAGUAACGCUUCUAUCAAACUGACCCAAGCUGGGCUGUGGCUCCAAACCACCAAGAAUGAGAAAUGAAUAAAAAAGAUAUAUGUUAAGUGUCUUAGAGUGUCGAGAAAAGAACUGUACAAAAAUGAUUUUAUUUUACAUUUUAAACAAUGUUCUCUUGUUUAAAUUUUUUAAGAUCUGCAGUUUUGUUUCUGUUGGAAUCGUCUUUUCUUCAGUGUGUUACAGGUCCCUAAUGCUUUUAUAUGGUAAGUACAUUAUUUAAAAAAUUAACUAUAGGUAAGUGUGAAAAAGGUAUGUAUUGUAUGUGUUCUGGUUCAAGUUCAUAUUGGUGGUUUCUGAAAAUACCGUUUGAAGCAGCAUCAUUAUGCUUUUCUGUGGUGCUUUUUUGAGGUUUCUUGUUUAGCCAUGUUCAGAGCAAUAAAACAUUUUUCUUUUGCAGGUACCUCUCUGUCAUUGGAUUUGUCAUCAACAUUGACACGUUACUGCUGAUGAUUCCUGAACUGCUCCAAGUGCAGCGGUAUGUCCUCACAUACAGGUUCAGCCAAGAUCACUUGGAGCUCCUGUUUAAUUCCAUCAGAGCGUCAGGUGGCUGGAAUAACAACCCAUCAGCAUGCCAGUUCCAGGCCAUCUUCCGCCGGCUGAUGGUUCGGUGUGGGGUUACACCCAGUGAGACUGGCAAUGUGGCAGCACAAGACAACACCGUGUCCCUGUCUGCUGUUGAAAUGUCCUCUCCUGAAUCUAAUGAAGAGCAUCCCUGUCAUUUUGCUAGGAUUUCAGCCAUUCUGGACGACCACAGCUAUCUUCCGACCAAGUUUGGUGGUCUGGUAGAAAAUGCCUUGGUUUACAUAUCUGGAUUUGUUGUGAGGCAGAUUCUGCGUAAACUAACCUGUGACCCAUGUCGAGUCAGUUUGAUUCAAGAUGCCACACCGUCUUCAUUUGAUGAGAACUACCAUCUUCUCACUUUGAAAAAUAAUGGCGGGUUAGUGAUUCCCUCACAAGGCGUAGUGAAGGUGGUGAGAGCUGCAGAGAGGGUGAUUCGUGGUGCUUCACCAAACCAUCCUCCUAAGCUGUCCGCCGUCACAUACAUAGUCCGUGAAGACAUUGGAACAGAAGAUGUUUUCCAGCUUGGGGAACACACUCAGGAGACACAAUUUGGCAUUGACAAUCACCAUUCUGACUUGCUGUCAUUGGUUGUGUCUGUGUUUCUGAAGAUAAGGAUGCACCACAUUGCAAAAGUCACAUGUCUUGGUUUGCAGAAAGGCAACACCAGAAAAAAGCUCUGCAAAACUGUCCUAUUUCAAGGCUAUUAGAUUGUGUAAAAAUGUAAUGAAUAUGUAAAUACUGUCACAACAGAUAAGUAUGCAUGUGUGUAUGUGUGUAUAUAUGAGAUUAUCGGAAUAUAUACAUAAUGUGUGUGAAUAAAUUGCAUCUUUGGUUGUAUCUUGCAAAACAUGUCAUACUUUAAAACAUUGUAUUCCACCAAAAUUAUUUAAAUAUGCUAAACUAUACGUUCCUAUACAUGCAAUUUUAAUAGCUGUAUGCCUAAAAUUUAAUUAUGUGACAAUGUGAUUACUAUUCAGCGUGUUAUGAUCUAUUAAAUGCGCUGAUCCUUUAUUGUGCCUGCCAAAUAUAUAAGGCUGAGUGGAGUGGUAUACCGCUCCAAGAUGGCCGCCCUAAAUCUCGUCAGCUCCAAUAGGCGAGACCGGCCCAUGAGGCGUCUAUCCAUAUAUUAUGUCUAUGGUU
Molecule: messenger RNA, 2349 nt
Organism: Xiphophorus maculatus (southern platyfish)
Lineage: Eukaryota; Metazoa; Chordata; Actinopteri; Cyprinodontiformes; Poeciliidae
Exons: 2
Coding region: 1095-1916 (273 amino acids)
Source: RefSeq, a predicted model, not a curated record